CCUCAGGCACCCACCGCACAGACCACCCUCCCCUCCCAAUCCGGAAAUCCCCAACCUCAGGCACCACACUUAUCGGCACCCCUCCACCGAACAAUAAUCAAUCAUUCAUCACAAGCCAGAGCGAGCCCCUCAAGCAACAUCAACAUCAACAUCCACCACCACCACAACCCCGCCAAGAUGAUGCAAACUCGCAUGCUCUCUAAAGAAGACGAAGCCCUCACGGGCAGCGAAGACAACGAAGUCCGUCGCGAGGAUCAGGAAAAGAUUAAUCGCUUUAGUCGCCUGCAUCAGCGUGAGACGAUGCUGGAGGAGCAGUUGAAGUUGAAGAUGAAAGAUAAAGAAGAUCUGGAGGAAAUUUCCACGGAGCUGGAAUUGGCGGAUGAGGAUGAGUUGGUUCCGUACAAAAUCGGGGAUGCGUUUUUCCAGCUCCCCCUGGAAGAAGCCCAGUCGCUGCUGUCAACAGCGACGGAGCAGGUCGAUGCUGAGGUGGGGACGUUGGAGGAGAAGUUGGGGGAUUUGCGCGAUGAAUUGCAGCAGUUGAAGGUCGCGUUGUAUGCUCGGUUUGGUCGGAGCAUUAACUUGGAGACCUAAGUCUUUGAGUUCAUCUAUCUAAUGGUAUAUACUACUGUAUCCGUGGUGUGGGAAGCGGUAGUUCUAGCUUGCGGCUAUACAUGCGUGUACUGUAUACAAGAUUCCAACAUUAUCUACGUGACUG
Messenger RNA from Aspergillus ibericus CBS 121593, 715 nucleotides. Its product is annotated as tubulin-binding prefolding complex subunit GIM3. Lineage: Eukaryota; Fungi; Ascomycota; Eurotiomycetes; Eurotiales; Aspergillaceae. Gene Ontology annotation, biological process: protein folding. The record is from RefSeq and is a predicted model, not a curated record. The transcript is spliced from 4 exons. Gene Ontology annotation, cellular component: prefoldin complex; cytoplasm. Bases 178 to 591 code for a protein of 137 amino acids.